CCUUAAUUCUUAUAAUCGCUCUCACAUGUAAAAAUAAUAUAAUUCCAUUCUUGAAUGAGUUGUUCAUCGAAUUUUUUAAUUUUUCAUAUAAAAAGCAGAAAUAAUAAAUAUUUUCAAAAAUUUAAAUGUCUUUGAGACAUAAUAAAAAUUAAGGUUAAUAAAUAUGUCAAAGAAAGUAUUAAACACAGAUAUACAGACCAAUGAAGAAAUUAUAGACGAAUUAACACAAGGUAUUGAAUCCCAACGUAUUCAAGAUGAAUUACUAUCGAAUAGUGAUAAUGAACACAUUCCAGAAGACGAUACGACUAGUAAUGAUUCAGAGGUAAUAAAUCCAGAAGAUCCAGAAUGUGACCAAAAAGAUAUGACAGAUAACGAUGAUUAUGUUGACGAAGAAGCUUUGAAAGAUUUAGAAACAACGUUAACAGACGACCAAAAAAUUGAAAGAAAACAACAAUCAAUAGAUUUAAAAAAUAAAGGGAAUGAUAUAUUUAAAACCGGUAAUCACUUAGAAUCACUAAAAAUUUACACAGAAGGUUUAAAUCUAUGCCCGCUAAGUUUUUCACAAGUCCGAGCAAUGUUAUACUCAAAUAGAGCUGCAUCGAAAGCAAAACUUGGACGUACUGAAUCUGCAAUUGAAGAUUGUACGAAAGCAAUAGAUUUGGAUGAGAAUUAUAUACGAGCUUUAUUGCGCCGGGCACAAUUAUAUGAACAAACUGAUAAAUUAGAUGAAGCUUUAGCUGAUUAUCAAAAAGUACUUACUUUAGAUCCCUCUGUACAAGAAGCACAACGGGCUGCUAUUAGAUUACCACCAUUGAUUGCUGAGCGAAAUGAGAAAAUGAAAGAGGAAAUGAUGGGAAAACUGAAAGAUCUUGGUAAUAUGUUCUUGAGACCGUUUGGAUUGUCCACAGAAAAUUUUAAACUACAACAAGAUCCAAACACAGGAGGGUAUUCAGUUAAUUUUCAACAAAAUUGCGUGAAGGGAUUUAAAAAACAUAAUGGCUGUCGUAGUAUCAUAAUAAAGUCGUUAUUUUAUUGUUACUGUAAAAAGUAUAAACAUAUUAAUUAUUUACAAAAUAUCAGAUUUACCAAGCGGUUUUUAUAUUUUCUUUUGAAGAUACUGAAAAAAAUGAAUAAAGAAAAAACUGGAAAAAAAGGUGCUUCAAUAACGUCAGGCCGACGUGGAAGUAGAAGCUCAAAUGCAUCGAAAAGUGAUAUGACUGAAAUUACAACCACGACAACCACUGAAAAAAUUGAAACAAGUGAAACAAAAAUAAAUGGAAACACUAUUGAAUCGUCAGAAACCAAAGAAAGUUUUGUGGUUAUCGAAAACGUGAAUUUAAACGAAGUUCUAUCCCAACAUGAUAUCGGCAAAGAAACAGUUGAAUUGAAAACUGAUGAAAAUAAUACCAAUAACACGGUUGAUGGUCAAAGUGAUGGUGAAAAAAUGGAACCUCUGAUUUAUGAGAGUGAUGAAACUGAAUCAGAACUCGAAAAAUUAUCAGCGGAAUCGUCCGAUGUUGAUUCGGAUAAAUGUAAACAGCAAGUAAGUGGAUCAUCUCCUGUUUUUAAUCGAAGUACAACACGCAGAUCUGAUUUUCGAAAUAUUCCAACACCCAAAACACCAAAAGCAGUUGUGGUUCCUAUAAAUGGUGCCAAUGAAGAAGUUGAAAUUCAAGAUAGUGGUAAAGAAGAAAUUGAUACCGACGUUAAAUUAACACAACAAACUACCGUUGUUAUUGAAAAAAUAGAGACAACGGAAACAAUAGAAGAAGUAAAUACAUCUGCGAGUACAGAAAAUGGGACAUCGACAAAUAAUUCAGAAGAAAUUUGUGAUAAAUCUGAUACACUUGAAACUAACGGAUAUACCAAAAAUGAUGACGAUAUUGAAAGCUCAUCAGGAUCAGUAAGUAUUGAAUUACAAAAUUUAAAAGAUACAUCGUCUAUAAAAUCUACACCAGAUGUUUCUGUAUCAUCGUUUGAAAAUAUUAGUGUAGCUGCAGUUUAUAGUGGUGAUAAUACUACACAGAACAUUGAUUUUACGAUUCAAGAUGAUCAAUUGUCAAGUAAUGACGCGUCUACGGACUCUCGUAGCCAAUUUGUUGAUCAAACACGAGAUCUUAGCUACAUAAAAACGCUAAAAGUAAUUUCUGGGCGUAAAACACUAAGAGACCUGCGCCAGGCAAGCUUUAAUAACAUUCAAAAAAAAUAUCAAGAUUCACCACGUAUUGGAAAAGUUCAAGGCCAACCACGUGACGUCAAUUUGAAACGCAAGGGAGAUUCAUAUGUGUCUGACGUACAAUUAGAUUGUUCAAAACGUAUGCGAGUCGAUGAAAGUAAUGGAAAUGAUAGUGGAAUUUUGUCAUACGUUUCCAGCCCAAUAAAUAUGUUAAAAAUGAAAUUUGCCAACUCGAGUACACCAAUUCGAUCUCGUGACUAUGAAAGUAAUAGUUACAGUGAAGAAAUUAAUGUUGAAGCGGUGAAUAACACAUCAAAUAAAGCAAACACUUGGUGUUCCGUACAGUAAAAACUUCAUUUUUUUAAUGAAAAAAUAUUUACAUGUAGUAUUCCAUAUGCCUCCUUUUUUUUUUUAAUUAAACCUUUAAUCUUGUUAGUUGAAAGAUUAAAAGAAAAAAAUCCUAUUACAAAUGAGGCCAUAAUUCAUUUUUAGCUAUUUUCAAGCAAAUAUUUUGUUUUAUAUAAUUAAUAAUAUUGCUUGAACAUAUCUAUUAAUACUUAAAUAAUAUAUUACACAUCUAGGGAGCAAAAGUCAAGAAUAUCUCAGACAUUCUUUACUUGCUUCCGUGAUGUGUAUACUAUUUUUCUGCUCGGUGGAGGCGGAAAGCGGCUCGACACUGUCCGCCCGCAAGGGAGCAAAAAAAAUUUAAUCUUAAAGAAAUUACAAAAAAAAUUGAAUCUGUGCAUUUAGAUUGGUACAAAAUUUAUUCCAUUUUUAAAAAUUUUUUAUCUAGUGACUCAUUUAUUAUGUAUUGGCUUUUAAAUGCAAAGACAUUCUGUUAAUGAUCCAAACUUUUGUAAAUUGAAAUAUUUCCCUGUUACAUCUACAAAGAGUUUAGAAUGAAAUUGUUUGAUGAAAUGAUCGUCAAAAAGGUAAACAUUUUUUUAGAUUAUGUUAGAAGCAACUUAAUUUAUUUUGAAAAAAAUUUAUCAUUUUAAAGCCAGAUUUGGUUUUUGUAAAGACAAAUCUUCGAUUGUCUUUAGGUACAUUAAAAUGAUAUAAUCAUGUUUAAUAUUCCAACAAAAAAGAAUUUCCCAGAUAAAAUUUAAUUUUACUUAACAAGCAUCAAGAUAUAGAGUAUAAGCCGUACCAGUAACUACAUAAAAGACAUUUACUCCUAAAAUAACUUUUGAAACUUAAAUUAUAAUAAAAUUAUAUCAUUUUGAUAAUCUCAUGUCGAACAGAUUUUAUUCCAUAAAUGUAACAGAGAAAAAAGUAUUCUUUAGAAUAGACACUCAGAUAACUUAAAUACUCGUUCCCUGAAUUUUAUUACAUUUUAAACAAAGAGUAAAGCACCUUAUUGGAAUUUUGAAUAACGAAAAGAUAAAUUCGCUUUUCAAAUUCUGAUUGGCGAUGUAAAUUGGAAAAACAGAUCUUUAUUUAAUUACUUAACAUUUUUAGUCUAUACUCAGUAAGGUUUUUUUUUCAUACAGUUUGACUGAAAGUCUCGUUACUUUAGUAUUAUUUUAAUUCAUUUAACCAUAGCAAUAAUGUAUUUUUUGUCCUACUUGUGUAAUUCCUAGUUUUUAAAGUUAUCAUUGUCGAAUAAAAGCCUUAGUUUACCAAUAAAAACGCGAAUUCCAACUUGUAGCUUUUUUAAUGGUUGAAACGUAGUGGUAUUUUUAUUUAAAAGAUUAG
Molecule: messenger RNA, 3874 nt
Organism: Chrysoperla carnea
Lineage: Eukaryota; Metazoa; Arthropoda; Insecta; Neuroptera; Chrysopidae
Gene: Ttc1
Exons: 4
Coding region: 164-2524 (786 amino acids)
Molecular function (GO): protein binding
Source: RefSeq, a predicted model, not a curated record